Molecule: messenger RNA, 504 nt
Organism: Lasiosphaeria miniovina
Lineage: Eukaryota; Fungi; Ascomycota; Sordariomycetes; Sordariales; Lasiosphaeriaceae
Exons: 1
Coding region: 1-504 (167 amino acids)
Source: RefSeq, a predicted model, not a curated record
AUGCGGCGGCUGCUAACGCGUAUCCGUCAAGGCAUACAAGACUGGCCCGACGUGGACCUCCUGAACACUAGGUGCUAUCGGGAGGGCAAGCGGAUCCCGUGGGAGUCGAGUAUCACGGUGGUGACGCCGUUGAAUAGGAACCGUUGGAACCUGAACGUAGAGGCAAUCCUGUCCUUCCAGAGACAAAGGCAAGGCCUGCUCCGGAUUUUUAUCUCGGACCACAAGUGGAAAGACGGCCAGCUGACCGAAGAGGAGGCCUUGAUGAUACUGAGCCAGGGGGACGAUAAUGCCCUCCCCGUGCCCACCAUCUUCAUGUUCGUCUCUGGCAUGCCGAUCGUUGUGAACCAGAACAUACACCAGGGCUUGAAGCUAGUUAACGGCACCAGUUACACCGCCCUUGACGUUAUUCUCGACAAAGCACACCUAGGCUACCGCGUUAAUGCCGACACCAUCCUUUACUUUAGCCCGCUGGCAGGUAUUUUACUGGCGUCUGACAUAACAUAA